AUUCGGGCACGUAGCGCGGCUUUUAACUUGUAUCCGACAGAUUCGAAGCAAAUCCCUGCCCUACAGGCGAGGAUCAUAUGUUUGUCCAAUGAUCCCGAGACCAUUUGUGCCUUCAGCCCUCGAGGGAAACACUCGCCGGUCUCUGAUAUCCCUUGUCUUCUCUCCCUUCGAAUUCUUGUAGCUUCGAAUUCUCUUCCUCGUGGGCUGUCGUGAAUAAGUGAAGAUUUGAAGAGUAGUUACGUGGCCAAGGAAUCGCCCCAUCCUGGCCCGGUAGUCUCGCAUCAAGCAUCGGCAUGUCGCGGAAAUAGGGAUAUCUACGCGAUCAACUAUCGCUUCCUUUUGUACCCCGACCAUGUCCCAGUCCUUGCUCUCUCCCGAUAUAUCGAUCAGGGUCAGUUCCACGCUAGACAAAUCUGUGGGCAAGAAACAUCUCGUUGACAACAACCCGGAAACAUGCUGGACAUCUCAACAAGGCCUGCCACAAUAUGUUCAGUUCACGUUCCCACAACCUGUCGUUCCUCAGAUCGUCGAGUUUACAUUCCAAGGCGGAUUUGUUGCCACGCGAUGUGUCAUCAAAGUGGCCGCCGGAUUAGAAGAGUGGAAGAUUGCCGCAAGGAUCUAUCCCGAAGACACAAAUCGGCGUCAGUCAUUCACCGUAAAGGCCCACGAUGGAGCGGAGGAUCCGAUUGUCGGCGGAGUGGACAGAUUGAGACUCGAGUUCGAAGAGAGUUCCGAUUUCUUCGGUCGUAUUACUUUGUACGACUUGAAAGUUCUUGGAAGUCAGAUGGACUGAAAAAAUCUGUGUCGG
Mycena citricolor is the source of this 808-nucleotide messenger RNA. The record is from the annotation of a GenBank genome assembly. Lineage: Eukaryota; Fungi; Basidiomycota; Agaricomycetes; Agaricales; Mycenaceae.